UCGCGUCGCUAUUACACGAGCCGGAAUUAAUUUCCAUGACAUCAUUUCGACGUCGUCUUUGAGGAGUAAUGGCUGAUUGGCUCGACAUCCAGGUUGUGGCGUAAUUGAGGGGGAAAGCAUCUUUUUCUUAGGGGGCAGCAGAAUGGAUCACCACAAGGCUAUCCCUUUGGUGGUGGGUUUGGUGGUAGUGGUUGGCACAGCUAUUUUGACGAAGCUUUAUCUGUCAAAGAAACGUGGUCCGCCCAAAACCCUUCAGGAUCCGACGGUCAAGUAUCCUUUGGAACUAAUUGAACGGGAAGACAUAUCUCAUGACACUCGCCGGUUCAGGUUUAAGCUGCCGUCCCCAGACCACAUUUUGGGUUUGCCAAUUGGACAGCACAUCUACCUGUCAGCCCGGGUAGACGGUCAACUUGUUGUUCGUCCGUACACUCCAGUCUCGUGUGAUGAGGACAAAGGGUAUAUGGAUUUGGUCAUUAAGGUUUACUUCAAGAACGUCCACCCAAAGUUCCCCGACGGAGGAAAGUUGAGCCAGUACAUGGAAGCAAUGUCUCUUGGAGAGACUAUUGAUGUCAGGGGUCCAUCCGGCUUACUUGAAUACCAUGGCAACGGCACCUUUGCCAUUAAACCAGACAAGAAAUCCCCUCCCAAUCUUGUCACAGCCAAAAAAGUCAACAUGAUUGCAGGUGGCACAGGAAUUACUCCGAUGUUGCAGUUGAUCAGACAUGUUGCACGCAAUGAUAGUGAUAAAACUCAGUUGGCACUCUUGUUUGCCAACCAGACAGAGGCAGAUAUACUCCUCAGACAUGAGUUGGAGGAAGUCUUAUCACAACACUCAGAUAAAUUCAAGCUGUGGUAUACUGUUGAUCGUCCUGAAUCAGCUUGGAAGUACAGCAAUGGCUUUGUAAGCGCUGAAAUGAUUUCGGAACACCUUUUUCCACCUUCUGACGACACACUGGUGUUGAUGUGUGGUCCCCCACCGAUGAUCAACUUUGCUUGUAUUCCAAACCUUGACAAACUUGGAUAUUCACCCAGUAUGAGGUUUGCCUAUUAAACUGAAAGGAGUAGAUAUACAGUAUUCUGUAAAGCUUGGCUGUUACUGAGAAAGGUAGGGUUCAGAAUGUAAGCUUUUCUUUGGGGAUUUUAACAUGCUUUUGUCCACUGGAAAAACGGGAAGGCUUUAUAUUAUCAGUGAGAUGUAAACAAACUGAAGUGGUUUUUUGGCAAAGCACAGUUGGCCCUUUUUGUCUGCAACCGUUUGGUUUUCAGCUCCCUGCUUCCUUUAUGUAUAGUCAGAUUUCACAGCAGCUAAUCUAACCUGCCAUAUGUACUUUAAUCUGCUACAUUUAUAAGUGCAGUUUGUACCUUUGUAAGUGCAUUAAAUACCUUUUUUUUUUUCCUUUUAAGUGUAUUUUAAGAAAUUUCAACAUAAAUGUUUGCAGAAUAAGCUGUCAACACCAAAAACAGUCACCUGUAAACAACAAAUUGUCUAGAUAAUUGCCCCAAUAUAUUUAGUUAUUCGCAGUUCUUGUCUAACAAGAAAUAUUAGCACAGGUACAGGAGGAUGUUUAUACGCGUAUUGUUUUACUAUUUUAUGACAAGUUGGCUUCAUAGGAUUAGUAUAUAUUUGUGUUUGUAGUAUAUGCUCUUAUUUUCAAUGUGUGGAUCCAUGCUUAUGGAUGGAAGAUAGAGAGAAGAGAAAGAUAAAAACAAUUUUAGUUUCUAUCAGCACAAUUGUGGCUCCUUUUAAUUUGAAGAGACAGACUUACGGCAUUGAGUUUUUGUCUUUUCAAUAACAAACGCAGUAGUAGCAAUGGUUGUAUGAUAUGCUGGUACUACACAAAUCAUUUUGCUGAUAUUAUUGCUGCCUCCAACUUUAUUGGAUUGCAAUUUGAGAUAUGUAUUCCGUUUCAUAAGUGUCACUCCUAAGUUAAACAUUUACAAAAGGUAUGACGGUGUAAAUAUUUUUAAUUGAUAUUCAAGCAAUUUGUUGCAAGUCUAUUUGACAGCUUUAUAAGUUAGGCGUUGGACUUAUCUCGAGUUUACAUUUAUGUUAGCCCUGAAUUUGUAAAACUUUGAGCUACUGAAAUACUUAGAGACAUUUUCGUAUGGAAAUGUUUCUCUUUCUUUCUUUUACAUGAGAUUUUGCUUGUUUUGCUUUUCUAGUUUAGAAGUAAUAGUUCAGUAAAGAUAACACUGUAUACAACAAAAAUUAUUUUACACUAAUACUAGUAUUAGGGCUUUAUUUUAAACUGUUAGUUCACAACAAUGAUAAUUUAGUACACUAUGAAUUUGUUGUGCCUUCCUUCAGUUUUAAGACAGGAACCUUGAAAUCGUAAUAAUGAAACCCCAUUCUCUUAUAAUUUCUUUAUGGUUAAUAAUGCACAUUAUGUAAAAGAAUUCAUUUUUUAUAUUGCUUAUUUAAAGACUUUAUUAUUCGCAUCAGAAUUUGGAACUGAAAUGCUUUAUGCACAUUUUCGUAAGAGGCAAUGUUGAACGAAUUGUUAAGUUUUAUUUUUUAUUUUAUUUUAAUAAAGAUCUCAUGUGCAUGUCUUGUUUGUAGAUGCUGGAGGAGAUAUUUUUGGGCAUUUCUCUUGUUAUGUACAUUCAAUUUUCCCAAAAUACCCUGAAGACAGAUUCAUGGAGAAAAAGUUUGCAAAAAUAAGGGCCAACUGUAGUUUUUUUUAUCAUAGAAUUAUGCAUACAAAAAGUGUACUUUUUGUUAUAUUUUUUUAAUAAUUAUCAGAAUGAGUGUCACAAAAGUGCAUUUACUAUUGAAGCACUGAUUUUGGUAAUCUUACUACCAGCAUUAGCCUUUUUAGUUGACCCUAAUGAUCAUCUUUCACAAGUAGCAAAACUGUAGUGUUGAUUAUUUUGAAUACUGCUCUGCUACCUAAACUUUUCUUUGUUAUUUUGCAGUUGAAUAUUAUAGAAAUAAGUUAUUAGUAAUUGUCAGAACAGAGUGGAGUCAGCCAUAUGUGUAAUUUAUUUCUUCAAUGGAAUGGACUGAUUAUCUGACAAAAGAUAUUAACUUGAGAUUUGCUGGAAGCUGGUGAGUUUUUUAUGUUAGCAGAUGUUGAGUGGAGUUUGUCCCAAGCUUCAGCCCUUGUAAUAUAAUAUAUCUUGUAGAAUAGUGAAAUGCUGAUUUGUAAUUCAUAUCUGGUAGUGAUGGUAUUAACAGACACUACCCUACAUAGGAACAAGUUAUGUUUUGAGUGGCCGUUUGUAUCUUGAACUGUUUGUAAGUUGGUCUUCAUGCCUAUUUAAGCACAGUAUGAUAUUAGGUCAAUACAGUAUUGUACAUUUUUCAUCAUAAAGCACAAUACGUACAGUACUGUACACUGUACAUACAGUAUUGUAUUUUAUAGAGCACAGUACUUUAUUAAUAUAAUUGAUAUAUAAAGCCUAAAUAGACUGUGAUGAUAAUACAGUUGUAUCUUACCAAACACAAUUUUAAUUUACGAUCAUGUUUGUUUGUAUACAUGAAAAUUCGUAACUUGAAUGUUCGUAAGUAGGGUACGUAGUGUCUGUGUAUAGAAUGUGCUGGAAUCUUUGACAGAUGACAAACAUCCAAGGAAUACGAUUGGCUUUUGUAGAUAAAACUGGGUGACCAGAUCUGUAAACUAAUGUAUAUUUGUGGUAUGAUGGAGUAUCUGUAACCCCUAUGGAUAAUGGGGAAAUUAUUUUUAAUAGUCCAGAGAAAAGAUUACUGUAAUUUUCAGUAUGAUAACCAGAUUAAUUCCUUUUGUUUGGUUGAUGGCUUACAGCCUGUAAAAAUACUGUAGUUACCGUUUGUUUUAGCUAUAUGAAGGAAAGUGUAAAAUUUAAUAAAAAAAAGUUCAGAGUUUC
This is a messenger RNA of Macrobrachium nipponense, 3846 nucleotides long. Its product is annotated as NADH-cytochrome b5 reductase 3-like. NCBI's taxonomy places the organism in Eukaryota, Metazoa, Arthropoda, Malacostraca, Decapoda, Palaemonidae. The coding region runs from base 143 to 1051 and encodes 302 amino acids. The record is from RefSeq and is a predicted model, not a curated record. Gene Ontology annotation, molecular function: FAD binding; oxidoreductase activity. The transcript is spliced from 7 exons.